UGGUGACAUAAGCUCUACAACAGAUUUCAUAAUGCCAGCUGAACACAUUUUGGCUCAGAAGAGACCUCGUCAAGAAGAUUAUCAGAAUAUUUAUGGCGAACCACCAGCAAAAAAGGCUGCGCCCUCAAUACGCCUCGGCGUGGGAUUCAACUGGAACUUACAGGCUCUCACUAAUGCAGCUGACGCAGUACAAUCAGGCGGCAAAUCUCCUGUGUCAGCGCUGAACGAGCUUGGCGUCAGAGUGAAUUACACCGUACUUCGACAAGGAGGACCCGCACACUGUCCCAGCUUCACUGUUUCUGUCACUGUAGCAGAUAUGACCUUCGAAGGUUGGGGCCAUAGCAAACGAGAGGCGCGGGCCAGUGCCGCUCGGGCUUGCUUGGCAGCACUGUUGACGCGCGCCGGUCGAGUCCUACCUGCGCCGCAGCAGCCCCAUGAUUUUACUAGCGAUGAGACAGCUCGCACCCCAGAAUUGAAAUACGAAGGCAAGCCGCAACCCGUCAUGCUUCCAAAGCUGGAGUCGAAGCCGGAUCCUCCGGCGGCUGUGUCCCCCCCUCCCACUGCGUCUCCCGCUGCAGCGCUGUUCGGCGUGAACGUGCCGGCGCCCUCGCACAAGAGCCCCAUCAACGUGCUGUACGAGAACUACCCUGGGCUUACCUUCAUUUGCACCUUUGGCGAUGGGUCGUCUUUGGAUACUGCUCAAGCUCCCAUGCAGCUGAGCCACAGCAUGCGUUUCAAAGUCGUCUGCCAGAUCAAGGAUCAGAAAUUUGAAGGAUACGGCUCAAGCAAGAAACUGGCAAAGCUGGCAGCAGCUCGUUCAGCUCUUGCAGUAUUGGAGGAGGGUAGGACCGAGCCUUCGCCAAUGCAAACACAAACGCCAGCUGCGGGCUUCCUGCCACAGACGUUGGCCGAUCAUAUUGGCAAAUUGGUAAACGAGAAGUUCAACGAGGUGCUGAAAGGCGAUCUGGUGCAUUCGAAGCGCAAAGUCCUCGCCGGCAUCGUGAUGACGAUCAACAACAGGAUCGAGGACGCGAAGGUGAUAGCUGUGACAACUGGCACGAAAUGCGUGUCCGGCGAACACAUGUCUGUACGAGGAAGAGCUGUCAAUGAUUGUCACGCUGAGGUGGCCGCCAGGCGCUGCUUGCAGAGACACCUCUAUGCACAGUUGCUGAUGUACGCAAACGCAAAAGAUCCGCGCAUCACGAUCCCGGAAUCCGAUUUGGAACCGGUCCCUGGCGGAGGCUUCCAGCUGAAGCCCGACCGGCAACUGCAUCUGUACGUGAGCACGGCACCUUGCGGAGACGGGAGGAUCUUCAGUCCUCACGAGCAGCACGAGCUGCAGCCGGACAGGCAUCCCAAUAGAAUGGCCCGUGGACAACUUCGCACCAAGAUUGAAUCCGGAGAAGGCACAAUUCCAGUCAAAAAUUGCUCUAACGUUAUUCAAACCUGGGAUGGAGUGUUGCAAGGAGAACGUCUUUUAACAAUGUCAUGCUCCGAUAAAGUGGCCCGCUGGUGCGUCGUGGGCCUGCAAGGAGCCUUACUGUCCCACCUAGUGCGACCGGUGUACCUUCACUCUCUUGUUCUUGGCAGCCUGCUGCACCCGCACCACAUGUACAGAGCCCUCUGCGGUCGCAUUGAAGCGUACAUAACAUCUCUGCCGCCACCGUUCCGCCUCGUUCGACCGCUGCUAGCGCGCGCAGCCAGUACCGAAGCCAGAACGCCGGCUCGUGCGCCGUCCUUCAGCGUUUGUUGGUGUUCCACUACGCCUAGAAUGACCGAAGUAUUAAAUGCAACAACAGGCAAACUAGAAAGCGGGCAACCAUCGCUGCUGUGCAAACAGAGCAUGUUCGCGCGUUGGCAGUACAUCACCAAGCGACUGUCGCCGCUUGAACAGACAAUAGAUAUAGAAAUGGAUGAAGAAGCGGCCACGAUGCCAUCGAACCUCGACAGUCUCCUAUACAACGAGGCCAAAGAGCGCUGCCACACUUACCAGGCCGCAAAAGACCGACUAAUUGAAGCGUUCGAGCGCGCGAAGCUCGGCCGCUGGAUCAAGAAGCCGAUUGAACAAGAUCAGUUCGUUUGCGAGAUUCUAAACGCAGAGCCCGCAGCACUGUUCGCCUAGGCGGGCCCUAGUCUAUGCGGUAGCACUGUGCAGAAGGAUUAUGACGUUGGGGAUAGGGAAACUACUAUCGAUGUCAAGGAAAGAAACAUUGUCACAGUUGAAGGUAGGAAGGCAGGUAACAGAUCAAUAGCAGGUAGGGAAAUGUGCGUUGGGGACGGGGGAAUGGCGAUUGGAGGUAUGAUUUAUGAUAAAAAGAUAAUGAUAGAUAAAGAUGUGUAUGACGUUGAGGAACUGACGGAUAUGGGUACGGUAAUGAAUAAUGAUGCCAUAGCAAUGAAUAUUGAAUUUACAUUGGGUGUGGUAAUGAGAUCGGGAGAAAUGUGUGGCGGUAAUCAAGUCGGUGCGAUGUUAGAUGAUAAGAAUGAGAAUUUCUAUCGUGGUAUUAUAAAAAAAGAUUGCAAGGAAAUAGUAAAUGAUGCUAGAAGAAAAAUGUAUAUUGAUUGGAAAAGUAAAACAGAAUAUCUGAAAUCUGUGGAGAAUGUAACAAAUACUUCAGAUGGAAUACAUGAUUUGAACGAAUCCUCGAAUAACAUAGGUGUGCGGGAUUUGAGAGAAUCGAAAUUU
Molecule: messenger RNA, 2686 nt
Organism: Hyposmocoma kahamanoa
Lineage: Eukaryota; Metazoa; Arthropoda; Insecta; Lepidoptera; Cosmopterigidae
Gene: Adar
Product: double-stranded RNA-specific editase Adar
Exons: 17
Coding region: 32-2122 (696 amino acids)
Biological process (GO): adenosine to inosine editing; RNA processing
Cellular component (GO): cytoplasm; nucleolus
Molecular function (GO): double-stranded RNA adenosine deaminase activity; tRNA-specific adenosine deaminase activity; double-stranded RNA binding
Source: RefSeq, a predicted model, not a curated record